This is a messenger RNA of Eublepharis macularius, 8025 nucleotides long. It is a transcript of the gene HS2ST1, whose product is annotated as heparan sulfate 2-O-sulfotransferase 1. Gene Ontology annotation, molecular function: heparan sulfate 2-sulfotransferase activity. The record is from RefSeq and is a predicted model, not a curated record. Gene Ontology annotation, cellular component: membrane. The coding region runs from base 296 to 1366 and encodes 356 amino acids. The transcript has 7 exons. NCBI's taxonomy places the organism in Eukaryota, Metazoa, Chordata, Lepidosauria, Squamata, Eublepharidae.
UGGGCGGGGGAGCGUGUGCGUCUUUGGCCGUUUAACGAGAUUUGGUGGUGGUUGGUCGGCUGGCGGCCGAAGAGGCGCUUUACGAGCCGCAGCCGGGUCCUCCGAGGGAUGUGAGAGCCGCGGACUCUACUUGCCCUCCGCCCCCCUCAUUUGCCCGCCCGCCCACCGCGUCCCCCUGCUGAGGCUCCUGCCGGCCUUCCCAGCCGGGCCCCGCGUGAUGUCGUGAUCCCCAGGCGGCCGUGCGACCAGACGGGCGGCGCUCAGGCGGCGGCGGCGGCGGCGGCAGCUGCUGCCGAUGGGGCUGCUUCGGAUUAUGCUGCCGCCUAAGUUGCAGCUCUUGGCGGUGGUGGCGUUCGGGGUGUCCGUCCUCUUCCUGGAGAACCAGAUCCAGAAGCUGGAAGAGUCCCGGGGGAAGCUGGAAAGAGCUAUUGCAAAGCAUGAAGUUCGUGAGAUUGAGCAGCGUCAUACUAUAGAUGGCUUUCGGUCAGAUGUGCCUCUGGAUGAAGACAAUGAUGUGGUGAUAAUUUAUAAUCGAGUCCCAAAAACUGCCAGCACUUCAUUUACAAACAUUGCUUAUGAUCUUUGUGCAAGAAACAAGUAUCAUGUACUGCAUAUCAACACAACCAAAAAUAACCCUGUUAUGUCUCUGCAAGAUCAGGUACGAUUUGUGAAGAAUGUAACUUCCUGGAAAGAGAUGAAACCAGGGUUUUAUCAUGGACAUAUAGCCUUUUUGGAUUUUGCAAAAUUUGGUAUUAAAAAGAAACCAAUAUACAUCAAUGUUAUAAGAGAUCCUAUCGAGCGACUGGUUUCUUACUAUUACUUUCUACGUUUUGGUGAUGAUUACAGGCCUGGACUCCGAAGGCGAAAACAAGGGGAUAAAAAAACCUUUGAUGAAUGUGUAGCAGCUGGAGGCACAGAUUGUGCCCCUGAGAAACUCUGGCUUCAAAUUCCAUUCUUCUGUGGCCACAGUUCUGAAUGCUGGAAUGCGGGAAGCAGAUGGGCUUUGGAACAAGCCAAAUUCAACUUGAUUAAUGAAUAUUUCCUAGUGGGAGUUACUGAAGAGCUUGAAGACUUUAUUAUGCUGCUGGAGGCAGCUUUGCCCCGUUUCUUCAGGGGUGCAACAGAACUAUAUCGCACAGGAAAGAAGUCCCAUCUUAGGAAGACAACAGAGAAGAAACUCCCCACAAAAGAAACCAUUGCAAAGCUCCAGCAGUCUGAAAUGUGGAAAAUGGAGAAUGAGUUCUAUGACUUUGCCCUGGAGCAAUUUCAGUUCAUCAGAGCACAUGCAGUUCGAGAAAAAGAUGGAGAAUUGUAUAUUCUGGCACAAAACUUUUUCUAUGAAAAGAUCUACCCUAAAUCGAACUAAGAACAAUGAAAACUGUUAGAUUAGGGGAUGAAACCUUUGGCUGUGUCCUUGUUGUGUUCAGCCCCAACUUCUAGAUUUCUGAUAUACCCUAACCCAGGCACGUUAGUCUUGAGCUCACUAGACUAAGCUAUGGAUUGUUCAAAGAAGAUGGCUACCAACUAGGUAUCUUGGCAAUCCAAAAGCAUAAGCUUUGGUGCCCCUAUAUUUUCAGAGGAAGUUAUUACCCCACACCUGAGGAAGCCUUCAUGUUCAUUUACAGAAACUAACAAUAUGCAAAUUAUAGCUGAAACUAUACAAUGAAAGGAUUCCAUUUAAUGCUCUUCUUGAUUCUAGGACAGUUUAUUUUAUUUAGCUUCCUGGGAAGAGGAAGAGGCUUGACCCCUACCUUCAACAUGGAGAUUUUGGUUGUAUACACUUAUGAAUAAUGUUAAUAACUGGCUGACAUCUGUGCUUUGUUCUUGUGAAUCCAUAUCAUGUGACAUUCAUUGGAAUGUUCAAUUGUAUUCUGCUGAGAGAGGCUACAGCUGAAUGUGCCCAUAUUUAUAGAUGUGGGUUUUCAUUUUAAGGAGCUAAAACUGGUCAUCAGCGUGUUUGAAAAUUGAAAUUCCAUAGUGAAAUUGUCAAAAGGGCAAAAUUCCAGGCAGUGUUUCUUUGCCACCCUCUGUACUUCCAGCUAAUGUUGGGAAAACUCUCUUAAGCUGGCUUUUGCCUGCACAUUAAUAUAAAACAAAUAGUGAGUUCUGUAUAAUUGUUCCAUGGAUUCUUUGUAUUUUAAAAAGAACUACUGGUGAAUCCAUAUUAUGACUCUACUUAGUGAGCUGUGGUAUGGUUAGGAUUUUCCUACUUAGAUACUUUUACCUGUAGAAUAUUUUUACUAAGGUGCUUUAUAAUGUGUUUUAAAGCAUUGCAUUUGCAGAAGAAGUAAAAUGCUGUAAAUAAUGCAUAUUUUAUGUAUUUGGACCAAAAGGUUACAAGUAACAGUUUAAACUGGUUUUGCACCAAUUUUGUUGUAUGUGAAGUAAAAGCAUCCCAUCUGCUGUUCAAAUUCCGGUUUUGAAAUUACUCUUAGACAUCACUGAAACACAGUUCAAUGACUUCAACAAUUUUAAAUACAGAGAGGUUCUGCCCAGGAACCAUCUUUAUAGAAAACUACUUAAUCUGCAUCCUUUUAUCAUGCUUAAAAGAGGAAAAUGAAAAUAGAAGCAUGUGGCCUGACCAAGAGAGAUACAAAGAAAUUGAAAUCUACAUGUUCUUGCCUUGCAUUACUUCAGUAGACUUGCAUUUGCCCUUAUUAGCACCAUAUAGUACUUAUAUACAUGAAGUCAUUUGGUUAGUAACAGGACAUUAAAUUUUUAACAAAAUUAUAGAAAAUCACUGUUCUAAAAAUUCCCUAGUUGCUCAUGUUUUACCAGCAGUUUUUUAAACUGAGUAUUAAAAUUUUCAAUAAGGCUAGGCCUUUGAACAUCACAUUGUAUAGGGUUAAGUGUGUGAUGUUAAUAUAUUGAUGGGUAAUACUUUACCAAAAUUGUGUAUCUGCUAACGAUCACAAAGAGGUUAACUGUUGCCUAUAUACUGAAUGUUUGAUGCCAAAAACAUAAUCCUAUUUUUAAGGAUGAUGGGACUGUUAAGUAAAGCUUUUAAUCUACUGUAUUCUUUGCUUUAAUCUUGGCUUUAAAAAAAAGGACUGCCUUCCCCAUUUUUCCGUUUGCAAACAUCACAUUUUCUUCCUUUUACUGUAUUAUGUCAGAGUGUUUGUAGCCAUGUUGGUCCCACUGAAUGAUACAUAGAGAUACGAAAUGAACUUGGUUUAAACUGGCUACUUAAAAUAUAGCAAGCUUAUGAACCAGUGUGUUCAACCUCAGGUGUUGAUGCUCAGAGCACAACUAAAAUUUUGACUGUCAAGGCUAAUAGCCAUGUAAUGGACCUGUUAAUUCCAUUUUUAUGUGGUAGAAAGAGUUUGUGGGGCAGAUACCUGGGGCAGUGUUGCAUGGACUCAGCUAGCACUGAUUCCACCCUCUCAGGCUGUAGACUGAAAGUAUGAAUGUGAGACAAUUUUACAAACUGAGCUUGGGCCAUCCAGCUCAGACCCAUGGUACAGAUUGUACAGUGAGAUUUGAUAAUCCCUGGCAAAAUGUCCGCUGUGUGGACAUGCCCUUUAAAGCAAAGGGGAACUGUGCAUGGUACUUACCUAGUUAAACUUUACCUGUAUGAAAAGCUUUGGAUGUUUCAUGUUUCUCAGAUGAUAAUAUAACAACUAGAAAGUUUCACAGGUGCCCAUCUUCAACGCAUGCUCCAUCAGCUGUGUAUGGAUUAGCCCAGUAAUAAUAAAUCAUGAAUAGAAUUUCUUGAAUUACAUUCUGCUUCAUGAGUAGACAUGGGCAUAAACGGGAAAAAAUUACGAACACCCUGUUCGUUGUUCGUUGCCAUCCACGAACAACGAACAGAAGCGAACAUGUCCCCUUAAUGAACAUGUUCAGUGUUCGUGUUCGUGGCCCUUUAAAGAUCCCUUUAAACUAUCAGGUGGCAGGGGGGGAUUCUCUCUUGCCGCCUGCCAGCUGAUAGUUUAAAGGACCCGUUCCUGCCACGUGCAAGGGGCAGGGCCCUUUAAACACCCCCAGCCCCCUGCCCCACCCCAGCGCUGCCGGGCUGCUGCUGCCGGGUGCGAGAGGGAUGGAGAGAUUCCGUCCCUCUGACUGCGGGCAGAGCAGGGCUGCGUGGCCACUUCUGCCCGCUGUCAGAGGGACGAGGAGGCUUGCCUCAUCCCUCUGACAGCAGGCAGAGCCGGUGCCACCACGGGGCCGCUUCUGCCUGCUGUCAGAGGGACGAGGAAAGACUCCCCUGGUCCCUCUGACAGCGAGCAGAGCCAGUGUCGCGGGGCUCCUGCCCACUGUCAGACAAGAAUCUCCUCGUCCCUCUGACAGUGGGCAGAGCCGCUGCCGCCGCAGGGCCACUUCUGCCCGCUGUCAGAGGGAUGAGGGGAGACUUCCCUCGUCCCUCUGACAGCGGGCAGAGCCAGCGCUGCCACGGGGCUGCUUCUGCCCACUGUCAGAGGGAUAAGGAGAGAUUCCCCUCGUCCCUCUGACAGCGGGCAGAGCCGGUGCCACGGGACUGCUCCUUCCCAGUGCCAGCAGGACGGAGAGAUUCUCUCCAUCCCUCUCUCACUGGGAGAGCCGGCACUGCCCCUUUUGCUGUCAUUUUCUCUUCACAGUGGCGAAAACUGGACUGCCUGUUGGAAGCUACUUUGAGGGGUUACAAAACUGACCUUCCCAAUGUCCAAUACCUACCAAAUGUUCAGGGGACAUAGUCCUCAGUGUCCUCUGAAGACCCCCAAGUUUCAGAGAGUUUGCACCCCGGGAAAGGUAUGAUCCAUGCCCCCCUUUUGCUGUCUAUUUCUCUUCUGAGUGGCAAAAACUGGACUAUCUGCUGGAAGCUGAAGGGUUAAAGCCAGAAGGAGUUCAGACAGAGUUCAGUCCCUGCCGUCGCCAGGGGAAUUGAUUGAAAGGCACCAGACUGUCUGGCUUGAUGAAGGGCUGCCGAACGUAACGAAUGAGGCUUUGCAGCAACCGCUUGUUGGUUUGUAAUGGGAACUCAAGAACAGCUUGUUCGCGAACAGACGAACGGGCUGCUUGUGGGUUUUUUCGUCCAUAUUGCUGUUCGUGCCCAUGUCUAUUCAUGAGCCCACAUCACUAGGUACUAUUAUCAUUGGAGAAAAUGAAUGAGAUCCAAAGAACGAUGAGCAGAGCUUGUUGAAUGCAUCUUCGCCAACUUUCCCUACCAGCUGCAGUCUCUUGCCCCGUCUCACAAGCUGCUCCUGCGGAUCAGGAACUUCAGGAGUAGCAUGGGAUGUAUGAGCAGCUGCAGCUUGAGUGGGAACUCCACAGGACUCCUUGCAUAAGCAGAAAUGCACCUUUAGAUCCAAACAGGUAUUUCUCAUGAAAUUCUGAUUAGCUGUAGAAAGAGUUAUAAAAUUGUUGAAAGCAACGUAAUACAACAGUGGCAGAAUUUUUUUAAAAGUUUACAGUUUCCUUUGUAACAAAUAUGGAAGUUGAUUCCUUUGAGGCAAAGUAUGCUUUGACCUUUACUGCAUUGUCCUUUCUGAAAUGAGCAUUGCUUUACCUGAGUUCCUGUUGUGAAGUUCUUGUAAUCUGCUUUGAAAGAGGUCCCUGAAUAAAGAUGUUAAUGUUUACAAAGUGAAAUACAGGCAUCUAAACACAGACAUAUUUACAAGUUUACAAAAGUAACUGAAAAUAAUGGCUUGUAUAAUCUGCUCAUUUCAACAGUAUUUACAAAGUUACCUGGGGUGGUUCUGUGCUGUACAACAAUAUGAUGUGCAAGAAAAACUGAUGACACUUUAAAAGAUUUUCUAGAUUUUUAACGGCCGCAGACAGAAGCUUUGGAAUUUUGGUGCAUUGCCUGAUGCCACAUCGGAUAUCACAACAAAUCGUCUUGGAAACCCUUGCAGAAUGUGACUGAAAACUUCCAUGUUUCCUAAACACUGAAUCAGGGUCUAAGUUACCACAAUAUCCAAAGGCAAGUGCCUGACAGUUGGAGCUUGUUUCCUCCUUAUAAGGGUCUAAAGUGGGUUUAAAUCAAGGUUCAGAUAUCCCAGCAGAUUGGAAGUUGAUUCAAGGCUUCCAAAAUCAGGAAGCUUUAAAUCAUGUUCCACAUUUGAGGGAACACACAAACAUUGAGAUCAAACUCUGCCAGUCAUAAAUAAGCCAGAAGUCAUGUCUGAAUGUGUCCUGAAUCUCAAUAGCUGGAGAGAAACUAGUCAGGAUUUAGACAUCUGAUGUACUAUACAAUUUCUUACCUCCUCCCACUCCCCAGCUAAAACUCUUUGGUCUCUACUUCACAUAUCUACUUAUGUUGCUCCCUAAAUCCUUCCUUUUCAACCGUCACUUUACCAGAAUCUUCCAAAUACUCAGAAUGCUUAUUUCCUGAAAGCUAAGCAUUAAAAUAAACCAGAUUCUUCCGGAUGAUAUUUUUUUCUUCAGUUGUAACAUUUAUUUAAAUGAUACAAAGAAAUCAAAAAUCCUGGAUUUGUUCUUUGGAAAGUAACUUUUAAAAGUUGACAUAUAAAACAUACUGUGUAAACACAAACUAAUAAAAAUCUGAAAUAAUGUUAAAGUAUAUAUUUUGAAUAUUGCAAAACCCAUCAAAAUAAUGUCAUUUUUAAAGUGAUGAUAAAGUCCCAAAUGAAUUUGUUAGUAUACGCCAAAGGUGUAUUGUGAUAGAUUUCAAAACUGUCACUUGCUAGUGAGAUUAAUAUUACUAGCCAAUAUUGACUCCACAGCUUCAUUACUGAUUGAAAAGUGAUGCUGUUUAAGUACCUGCAAUGAGUUCCAAAGUUCCAGAAUCUACAUAGGUCAACAAUCACUGUGGAAGGGCAGUCUGCUAAUAUCUUAACAAAUUUCUUAAUAAUGACUUACUUCAAUACUACUGUUUGGCAGUUAUAUUUAGACACCUUAAGCUAUUGCAUAAAUUCAAAAAAGGCUAGUAUUUGUCAUCCCAGUUUGGUUUACCUUGUUUAAUUGAAUGAUACUCUUGUCUUUUGAUGUUUUUUUUUGUUUAUAUUUGCACAAUGUGUCUGAGGAUGGGCUUUUUGCAUGCUAGUCAAGGUUUUCCAUCUUUGGUUGUAUGUUAGUGUAUUAAGAAAGGAAAUUGAAGGGUGGGGGAGUCAAGGUUGAUAAAAAUCAAAGACUGGGGUCACAAAACAGGUUCAUGGUUCUGGAUCCAGGUUUCCCAAGUGCAGUACUAUAUGUUAUGAUUAAGGGGUUUUUUUCCUCUUAGAGUUCAGAAACGGGAUUUGUUUCAUUUUGCUAACUCUGAUUUGCCAUGUAGCUGUAAACCUAGAUAAAGUUUGUACUAGGGGUGUGUACUUCAGGAAUCCAAUUCAGGUAAAAUACCUGAAUCGGACCCAAUGCGGAAAGCAUUCGGAAUGCUUCGGGAAGCUUUGGGGGACCUAGGGAGUUAGGUUUAAAGGGCCCUUUUCGCAAGUGGCAGGGCCCUUCAAACCUAACCAUUCCCUCCCACCCUUCCCUCCACACCCCCUCCACUUACCUGGCACCAACAAAAGGGAAGGCUGGCCCUCUCUGCCAGCCAGCCGCAGCAGCAGGAGGAGGAAAGGUCCUCUCUGCCUGCCAGCCAUGGUGGUGGCAGGGAAGGCCCUGGCUGCACAAGGUAAGUGGGGUGGGGGGAUGGGGUUAAAGGGUGGGGAUGGGUGUUUAAGGGUGGGGCAGCCUCCCCCUCCCUCCCUCCCCGUCAGUUCAGCAUGCUACGAAUCUUUAUGGAGCAUACCAAAGCAACCUGGAAACCAUGCCGCUUCGGAUUUUGGGGAUUUCCGGAUCUUUUUCCUGCUUCGGGUAAACCCAAAGCGGGAAACCUGAAUCUUUUCAUGUUGCACACCCCUAGUUUGUACUGGUUGUAGAAUAAGUCUACAAUACUGAUGACAUGGAAAUAUUUAAAGCAUGCAUUUAAAAGUGCAGUUAGUGAGAGCUUUAUGCAAAUUCCUAAUUUUUUUGUUUGGCAAAGUGCUCUUUCUUCUUUUCUAUUAUUUCAUAAAUUUAGUAGGUAACAUCACCAUCCUAAUUGUUUCGGGUGAUUUAUUUAUCAGUCAUCAAAAUCCUGGGCCGAUUCCAGACGGCCCUCCAUCUCCUGAA